AGAUGAGUGGACGGUUGCUUUGCUUUGCUUUGAUAUUGUAGGUAUUGAACUUGUUAUUGGAUUUGCUAGGAAAGUAAUUAUCUUUUUAGCUUAUUUUGUGUGAUAAUAAUGACUACUUUUUUGUGACUGAAACCAUGUUAAGUCAAACUUCUACUGAGGCGUUGCUUUCAGCGACCUACGUAGAAAAUUACCUAGAUUGUGUUGAAAAUCUUCCAAACGACCUGCAACGACAUUUAUCUCGACUUCGUGAGCUUGACGUAACGUAUAGAGAAUGCAUAAGAGAUGCUGAGACUCACUUAGCAGUAUGCAUCGGCCCCAACACUGAAGAAAAACGCCGUGGGAGAGCUGCCCUACGCCUGCAGGCUGCAUUGGUAGCAGCGCAAGAAAUCGGAGAUGAGAAGCUACAAGUUGUGCAACUUACACAAGAUCUUAUUGAUAACAAACAACGAUCGUUAGAUGCUGAUCAUAAAAAACUUAUUUCUUGCCUUGAUGUAAACACAAAUGGCACGGCAAAAGAGAGUACGCCACCUUCAGAAACACACCGUGGUACAGAGAAAGACACCAGCAUAGCACAAGUGCCACAACAACAUGCACCACCCGCUCCACCACCUGAACGAACCAAUGAAAAGGAAAAGGAGAAAGUGGACAAAGAUAAAUCUGGGGGAGAGCGAUGGUCGAAGAGAGCACGGCGGUCUAGAACGACAGCAGGGGCAGCUACAGACGGCGCAGAUUCGAGUGAAAGAGACAGCGAAAGGCACGCGCACAAUACAACACACAAAAAAGGCAUUGGUAAAAAGAAGAAACGCAAAGCCCGUCAAGCGGCCCAACGUUCAGAAACUCCUCCAGGAGACGCCGAUCAGAUUGAUCCUGAUGAGCCUAGAUACUGUUUGUGUGACCAAAUCUCCUUUGGCGAGAUGAUCCUAUGCGAUAACGACCUCUGUCCCAUAGAGUGGUUCCACUUCUCUUGUGUCUCGCUCACCACUAAACCUAAAGGGAAAUGGUUUUGUCCCAAGUGCCGCGGUGACAGACCCAAUGUGAUGAAACCAAAAAGUCAAUUCCUUAAAGAACUUGAACGAUAUAACAGGGAAAAGGAAGAAAAGGCAUAGUGAUUAUGCUAUCAUUAGUUGUAAGGCGUCCAUGGAUCUUUAAAUGAGAGUAUGUGCCUUAUCAAUCAAUGUUUAAUUAAAAGAAGCAUGUCUACAGAUAAUGAAGAAAUAUCUUAUAAAUAAAUGUAGGAAGUUUCAAAAGGUACAUACAUUCCACUCAUUUUUGGUCCAUAGUAGGCAGAUUAUUAUACUGCUCAUCAUCAACUUAAUAAAGAGUAUUUGAAAUGUGAUUUCAGUUUAUGUAAUUGACGAUUAUUUCUUUUUAUUAAAUGAUAUAGUCUUAAGUCUUGAUUGAAUAAUGCUUGAUGGUUCAGAAGAAUCUCUUAUGUUCGAAAUGGUUCCAAUUACAUAAUUCUUUUGUCUGUAUCUAUAUUGUGGCCGUAAUUGACUAUAAUAUAUAUUUGACUCUUAUCCAGUUCUAACGUGUUAAUUGAAUUGCAAUAUUAUAUUUUUAUGAAUAAUAAUAUUAUGUAGUACAUGAAUAGAUAUUGGUUAUGACGAAUAAUAUAUUUUUGUCAUAGUCAUAUUGUGUUAUUACUGUGAGGUUGUAUGUGCUACAUUACGGACAACCUGUGGUUGCUAACAAGUUUAAUUUCAUAUAUUCGAAAUAAAAAAUAAAUAUGUUUUUUUU
This is a messenger RNA of Diatraea saccharalis (sugarcane borer), 1737 nucleotides long. NCBI's taxonomy places the organism in Eukaryota, Metazoa, Arthropoda, Insecta, Lepidoptera, Crambidae. The record is from the annotation of a GenBank genome assembly.